Messenger RNA from Periophthalmus magnuspinnatus, 1532 nucleotides. RefSeq names its product BICD family like cargo adaptor 2 (gene bicdl2). The record is from RefSeq and is a predicted model, not a curated record. Lineage: Eukaryota; Metazoa; Chordata; Actinopteri; Gobiiformes; Gobiidae. The transcript has 10 exons. Gene Ontology annotation, biological process: vesicle transport along microtubule; Golgi to secretory granule transport. Bases 211 to 1530 code for a protein of 439 amino acids.
CACACCCACAGACACACAUAUACGCAUGAGGUGACCAAACAGGAAGCAACGACCUGUUACGAAUCACUUGACUGGUGUGUAAGGAUCACCUACGAAUGAGAUUUGGAUGAACCAGACAGAUGCUAACAAACUCAACCACUAUUGAAUCAAAGGAUUUUGAAGGAUGAUUUCUGUUUAAAGUGACUCAUCGUACCAACCUAAAUCCACAAGAUGUUUACAUCCAGAAAAAACAGCCUUCCCUCUCCCAGUUUGGAGGACUCCUUCUUCCCUCUAUCUGCGUCCUCUUCCAUCUCUCUAUCCUUUGCUCUCCCUUCUUCCUCAUCCCCCAAUGGCAGUGUGGACAGUGGGGCAGGGAUAGAGACUGACCUGAUACUGGCGGCAGAGUUGGGACAGGCCCUUCUGGAGAAGAACGAAGAGUUGUCAGCUGCUCUGGAGCAGAGGGAGAAAGAAUUUGAGGCUUUGCAGCAAGAAAAGCACAUCCUCCAAAGAAAACUGGAGAUGAAUGAACUAACCUCGAGCCAGAAAGAGGCAGAACUGACAGCAGAUUUGGCUUCUUUAAAAGCCGAACUGGAGCGUUAUCAGAGCAGUGGGCGUGACCGACGUCGAGAUGAAAGCGAACAGCUAACUCAAUUGGCCAAUCACAACCAGCGCCUGGUGGAGCAAUUAGCAGAGGCUGUGACACUGGAGCACUCCUUGAGGACUGAACUGCGAUCUCUGAGAGAGGAGAUGGAAGAAUCCUCCUUUAGUCGAAAUAUAAGUUUCUCACAGUUAGAAAACAUCCAAGCAGAGAACAGGGUUUUGUCAGAGCGCCUGUCACACAUGGAGAUGCAGCUCAAAGCAUCAGAGGAGGACACAGAGAGACUUCGGGUAGAAAGAGAGGCACUGAGGGAGCAAGUGUCAGACCUGCAGGUGAAACUGAGAGAGCGAGAGGCCGAGAUAGAGCAGGAACAGGGAAUGAUCUUUGAGUUGCGUACCAUGAAUCGUUCACUGCAGCAAAAGACUCUGGGCAUGGGAGAAGAGAGUGUCCUGGACAGCACACACUUACAACCUUUGUCUUUGCUUAGUGAGAUUCAGCAGUCACAGGCUAAAGAAGUCCUUUUAGCUCACUCAGAAGUUUUACAAACAAGAGAUCAAGAAAUACAAACACUAAAAGAAGAGCUUAAAGCUAAACAAGAAGAGCUCGAUUCAUUACAACAAGAAAUCGAGCAAUUUAGAAGCAGUCCUGGAAAGCCAAGCUAUAGCUCCUUAGAGAGUGAACUGGCAACAGUGCGGCAGGAGAAGGAAUCACUCACCAACCAGCUUCUUGACACCAUUAAACACAAGGUGGUGCUGUCGCAAGAGCUUGAAGCAUGGCAGGAGGACAUGCGGUUAGUGAUCAAUCAACAAGUGCAGCAGAGAGAAGAGGAAAGGCAAAAAGAGCAGGAGAAACUUGCGUCACCUGCUGCAGCUGGACUGCAAAGAAGUAAAUCUCUAAGACUCAGAGGAGAAGGUGGGAAAGGAUUUUUCUCAUCAUUAUUCAGAGACAAAUGACA